AUGUCUUCGAUGAAUGUACAAGCUCAGUGUGUACUAACAUGUAAAUCAGGGCACUAUCAUGGAGUGGAACCCCCUGGUUCACAUGUGAGCACAACACUAAGUUUGAUGCAGCACGGAGUCACUUGUAUCAAUAAUAAUACCAGAGUCACAACAAACGCCUUCUUCUUUCUUGAGACGAUGUCUUCGAUGAAUGUACAAGCUCAGUGUGUACUAACAUGUAAAUCAGGGCACUAUCAUGGAGUGGAACCCCCUGGUUCACAUGUGAGCACAACACUAAGUUUGAUGCAGCACGGAGUCACUUGUAUCAAUAAUAAUACCAGAGUCACAACAAACGCCUUCUUCUUUCUUGAGACGAUGUCUUCGAUGAAUGUACAAGCUCAGUGUGUACUAACAUGUAAAUCAGGGCACUAUCAUGGAGUGGAACCCCCUGGUUCACAUGUGAGCACAACACUAAGUUUGAUGCAGCACGGAGUCACUUGUAUCAAUAAUAAUACCAGAGUCACAACAAACGCCUUCUUCUUUCUUGAGACGAUGUCUUCGAUGAAUGUACAUGCUCAGUGUGUACUAACAUGUAAAUCAGGGCACUAUCAUGGAGUGGAACCCCCUGGUUCACAUGUGAGCACAGCACUAAGUUUGAUGCAGCACGGAAUCACUUGA
Molecule: messenger RNA, 657 nt
Organism: Spodoptera exigua (beet armyworm)
Lineage: Eukaryota; Metazoa; Arthropoda; Insecta; Lepidoptera; Noctuidae
Source: the annotation of a GenBank genome assembly